This is a messenger RNA of Abrus precatorius (Indian licorice), 1230 nucleotides long. RefSeq names its product protein SRG1-like. The record is from RefSeq and is a predicted model, not a curated record. The coding region runs from base 148 to 1230 and encodes 360 amino acids. Lineage: Eukaryota; Viridiplantae; Streptophyta; Magnoliopsida; Fabales; Fabaceae. The transcript has 5 exons.
CAAUUAUAGUAUAUUGGAAAAGCUAUUUGAAUCGAUAUUAUAUUAGACAAGUUUCAUUUGUUUAAUCAAUAGUAAAUGUCAAUACAUAAGACAUUGGGAAUAAUGUAAUAAAUCAGAGCAAAGACCUCAGCGUCUUAGCCAAAGGCCAUGGAAGAGAUCGCAAAGCCACUUGGGACUUCUCUCUUGGUGCCUUCAGUUCAAGAAUUGGCUAAAGAAAAUAUAUCGAAGGUUCCACAAAGAUACAUUCAGCCUCAAUAUGAAAACAUGGUGGCCAUCUCUGAAGAAGUUAAUAGUAGCCUUCAGAUUCCAGUAAUUGACAUGCAGAGCUUGCUUUCUAUAGAAACUGCUAGUUCUGAAUUGACCAAACUUCACCUUGCUUGCCAAGAAUGGGGAUUCUUCCAGCUAGUAAAUCACGGAGUUAGCUGUUCUUUGUUGGACAACGUAAAGUUGGAGAUUGAGGAUUUUUUCAACCUUCCAAUGUCAGAGAAGAGAAAGUUUUGGCAGAGUCCACAGCAUAUGGAGGGGUUUGGACAAGUAUUUGUUGUGAAUGAAGACCAAAAACUUGAUUGGGGUGAUGUGUUCUAUAUGACCACAUUUCCAAAACAAUUGAGAAUGCCCCACUUAUUUUCACAGCUCCCUCUUCCUCUCAGAGACACCUUAGAACUUUACUCACAAGAACUGAAAAACUUAUCCUUGGUUAUUGUUGCCCAAAUGGCAAAGGCUCUAAAGAUGAAAGAAAUGGAAAUGUUAAAGUUAUUUGAAGAUGGGAGACAGUCAAUGAGGAUGAACUAUUACCCACCAUGUCCACAGCCAGAGAAGGUUAUUGGCAUCACUCCUCAUUCAGAUGGAGUUGGUCUCACUAUCCUUCUGCAAGUCAACGAAGUAGAAGGACUCCAAAUAAAGAAAGAUGGCAUGUGGGUUCCUAUUAAGCCCCUGCCUAAUGCUUUCAUUGUAAACGUUGGUGAGAUACUUGAGAUUAUAACCAAUGGGAUAUACCGAAGUGUGGAGCACAGAGCAACAGUGAACUCUGAAAAAGAAAGGCUUUCAAUUGCAACAUUCCACAGCACCAAACUAGAUGUUGUGGUGGGUCCUUUGGCUAGCUUAAUCACUGAAGAAACACCAGCACGGUUCAAAAGAAUCAGAACUGAGGAAUACUUUAAGGGUUUAUUUGCUCAAAAACUUGAAGGAAAGUCUUACUUAAAUACCUUGAGAGUUGAGCAUCACAAUUGA